Molecule: messenger RNA, 972 nt
Organism: Cutaneotrichosporon cavernicola
Lineage: Eukaryota; Fungi; Basidiomycota; Tremellomycetes; Trichosporonales; Trichosporonaceae
Gene: CWC26
Exons: 6
Coding region: 1-972 (323 amino acids)
Biological process (GO): mRNA splicing, via spliceosome
Cellular component (GO): RES complex; U2-type spliceosomal complex
Molecular function (GO): RNA binding
Source: RefSeq, a predicted model, not a curated record
AUGUCGAACAACAUGAAGGCCUACUUGGCCUCGAAAUACAUGUCGGGGCCCAAGGCGGACAUGAUUCUCGAACACGCGGGCGUAAAGAAGAAGAGAAAGCGUCCAAAGAACGAGGACUACACCGCCACGGUUGCCGAAGGAGACGGCUUGGUGCUGCAGCACGCGGACGACUGGAGGAAGUCGAAGCGGAAGGAUAUGGACCUCGAUGCAGAUGACGCUCCAGUGGUCGGCAAGGGGGCUACGACGUUCAAGAAGGCUACGUCGGCGUGGUCGACUGUCGGCUCGACUGCGCUACCUGUCUCCUCCCGCGCCUCCCGCGUUAAGGAGGAGCCGCGCGAGAAUGAAGCAGGGCCAUCGACUGCGGCGGAUGCUGUCGAUCCCAAGCCACAGCUCACAAAGCGUCGAGGCGGUCUGCGCACCGCUGCUGAGGAGGCUGAGGAGUCGGCGGCGGCGGCGGCGGCUGCCGACCUGUCGCCGUCGCCAGAACCCGACGCACAAGCGACGACGGUACACCGUGACCAGGCUGGUCGUGUGCUUGAUGUUGAGCAGCUCCGCGCCGAGGCGAGGCAAGCUGAACUCGAGGAGCAAUUGAAGGAGAAGGAGCGCGAGGAAUGGACAAAGGGCGUGAGACAGCGCGAAGAGCGUGAACGGCAAGCCAGGGAGGAGCGGUCUAUGGCUUCGAUGGAUGUUGCUCGACGCGCAGACGACGCAGCCAUGAACGCCGAACUGAGGCAGAUCGAGCGAGAGGACGACCCUGCAGCGCAAUUUCUUACGUCCAAGAAGCGUAAGAAAGGACGGAAACGUCAUGCGUACAAGGGCUCGUAUCCGGAGAACCGCUUCGGCAUUGCGCCAGGGUACCGGUGGGAUGGCGUUGACCGGUCAACGGGCUUCGAGAAGAAGUGGUUGCUGGCUCAGAAUGCGCGCGAUCGCCGAAAGUACGAGAGCGACAGGUAUGACAUGGAGGAUUUGUAG